AUGGAGCCCCGUUCAAUGGUCCUGCUGGGGCUCCUUCUUGCUUAUGGACUGGUCUGUGGUGUCCAGCAGACUCAAGGGAGUCCAUCCGACAGCAGCCACGGCAGGGAAAGGGCCCAAGAAAUUGAUAGUAGCGAUGGUCUAGAAAAAGAGUUUAUCUAUGCAAGAAGGAGCAAACGUGCUCCACCUGACCAGCCGCAGGACAAGUGCUCAUACACUUUCAUUGUGCCUCAACAAAGAGUGACAGGGGCUAUCUGUGUCAACUCCAAGGAGCCUGAGGCCAUGCUGGAGAAUCGGGUCAACAAGCAGGAGUUAGAGCUGCUAAACGUGGAGCUACAGAAGCAGAAGAGGCAGAUUGAGACCCUUCAGCAAUUGGUAGAGGUGGAUGGAGGCAUUGUCAAUGAGGUCAAGCUUCUGAGGAAGGAGAGCCGAAAUAUGAACUCCAGAGUCACCCAGCUAUACAUGCAGCUGCUCCAUGAGAUCAUCAGGAAGAGAGACAAUGCCCUAGAAUUGGCUCAGAUGGAGAACAAGAUCCUGAACCAAACCUCUGAGAUGCAACUGCUUACCAGUCGAUACAAAGACCUAGAGCACAAAUAUCUGCACCUGGCCUCUCUGGCCACUAACCAAUCAGCUCUUAUUGUUCUGUUGGAAGAGCAGUGCCAGAGUCGUCCUCCCCCCCGUCAUGUCCCUGUUCCCCAGCCCCAACCCAGACCCCAGCCCCAGCCCCAGCCCCAGCCCCGGCCUCAGCCUCCACCUCCACCAUCACCACCUAUCAACAGGCCUUACCAGCCACCAGUCCUUCCACGUGCUAACAACCCAAUCAGCAACGAGAUCCAGAGUGACCAGAAGUCUCUACCGCCUGUCCUUCCAACAAUGCCUGCUGGCACACACAGCCCAUCCACCACAGAUAAACCCUCUGGUCCUUUUAAGGAUUGUCUGCAAGCUCUAGAAGAUGGCCACACUAACAGCGGCAUGUACCUGGUGAAGCCAGAGAAUGCCAACCGACUUAUGCAGGUGUGGUGUGACCAGAGACAUGACCCAGGUGGAUGGACCGUGAUCCAGAGGAGGAUAGACGGCUCUGUCAACUUUUUCAGGAACUGGGAGACGUACAAGCAAGGCUUUGGCAAUAUUGACGGCGAGUAUUGGCUAGGUCUGGAAAAUAUCUACUGGCUGACUAACCAAGCAAAUUACAAACUGCUCAUCACGCUGGAGGACUGGUCUGGCAGGAAGGUGUUUGCUGAGUAUGCCAGCUUUAGAGUGGAACCUGAAGCUGACUUCUACAAGCUACGGGUGGGUCGUUACCAUGGCAACGCCGGCGACUCCCUCACCUGGCAUAAUGGCAAACAGUUCACAACACUGGACAGAGAUCAUGAUGCCUAUACAGGUAACUGCGCCCACUACCAGAAAGGAGGCUGGUGGUACAACUCCUGUGCCCACUCUAACUUGAAUGGAGUUUGGUACAGAGGAGGACACUAUCGUAGCCGCUACCAAGAUGGAGUCUACUGGGCUGAGUUCAGAGGAGGAGCCUAUUCGCUAAAGAAAGUGGUCAUGAUGAUCCGUCCAAACCCAAACACUUUCCACUAGGCAUCACAAAACCAAACAAAACUUUACAGGUUCUCAAUUCCAUGUCAUCACCACCUAUCAAGCCAGGUGAAAGUGCAAUAUCAAAACAUCAGGCCAAUAUUUUGGUACCUCCUGACAAUUCAAAGAAUUUGUGCACUGUUAUUUAGUUGUCUGUACCAUUUUCCCUUGUAUGAGUCAGUAAAGAUGUGCUCAUUGCUCAGGAGUUGUGUACACUGUCUCUGGGUACGGACAGUGCCUUAUUUUGAUCUGUGUGAGAUUUUAAUUUGACAUGAAAAGGACUGAUUACAAUAAUUCAGUUAUGUAGCUUUGAGAUAGGAACCCUACAAUAUAUAUUUAGUAUAUACUGUAUGUGUAGUACUUUGCAGUAACAAGCAAAUGACGAUGACACAGGAAAUGUAUCCAGUGACUGUCUUUUAAUUUCAUUCUAAAUACAUUUUUUCAAAAUGUGCAAUUUAUAGGAACACUUGCAGGCUUGAUACAGGGUUGAUAUUCUGGUCUAUUAUAACAAAAUAUACUGUACACAAUAAUGCCAUUUUCUUUUCUAACAUAAAACCCAGAGUUUUGCAAAAACAAAUAGUUAAUGUCAAUAUCAUUACCUGACUUGAACUAUGAAGUGUUUGUCUGUUUAUGCAACACUCUACCAAAGUUUU
Molecule: messenger RNA, 2231 nt
Organism: Scomber japonicus (chub mackerel)
Lineage: Eukaryota; Metazoa; Chordata; Actinopteri; Scombriformes; Scombridae
Gene: angptl2b
Product: angiopoietin-like 2b
Exons: 4
Coding region: 1-1581 (526 amino acids)
Source: RefSeq, a predicted model, not a curated record